This is a messenger RNA of Coregonus sp. 'balchen', 5548 nucleotides long. NCBI's taxonomy places the organism in Eukaryota, Metazoa, Chordata, Actinopteri, Salmoniformes, Salmonidae. The record is from the annotation of a GenBank genome assembly.
AUGGCGGGGAACAGAGCAAAGACCGCCAGCCGGAGUGGCGGCGCAUGCAAAAAAGAGCGAAGGACGAUCGGGACACGAGGAGCAGAGACAGCGGAAAGAAGAGAAGGAAAGAUAAGAGGAAAAGACCGCAGGAGAAGAAAAAAAAAGAAGAAAAGAAGAGUAGGGAAGAAGACGAAGAUAAAGAAGAAGAAAGAAAGAAAAGGACAGAAAAGAAGAAAAAACGACAGGAGAAAGAGAACGACAGAAUGAACCAGCGCAGGACGAAGAAGAAAAAGAAAAAAACAGAAGAAAUCAAGAAGAAGACGAAAAAGAAAAAGAAGGAAAGAAGAAGAAAAAGAAGCAGAGAAGGAACGACGAAAAAGAAGAAAGGAUAGCACGAAGAGGGAAGAAAAACACGCGACAGAGCCGCCGCAUCCGCAGCCAAGAGGAUACGUCGGCCAUAUCGACGCUACCUAUCCUACACCUCCUCCUCCUCAUCCACUUCCUCCUCCUCCUCCUCCUCCACUUCUUCCUCCUCUUCCUCCUCCUCCUCCACCUCCUCCUCCUCUACCACCUCCUUCUCUCCUCAGUAUAUGUGGGAUCCAGCACCUAGAACGAGCAGGAAACAAUCUGACUCUGUUUGACUCGCUCUACUUCUGCGUGGUCACCUUCUCUACCGUGGGCUUUGGUGAUGUCACGCCCCAGAUCUGGCCUUCUCAGCUGCUAGUGGUCAUCAUGAUCUGUGUGGCGCUCAUCGUGCUUCCCAUACAGGUGAGGGGAGAAUCCCAAUGUUGUUGUUGUUGUUAUUGAUGUUGUUGUUGUUGUUUUUUUGUGUUUUUUGAAAUAAUUUUUUUAUGGAUAAUUUAGCUUGGGCAAUUUACCAGUAUUUGUCCCUGAUGUAUUCCCCACACAUACGGCUGAGGGGAGAAUCCAAUUGAACAAUAAUAUUCUACAUCAGAUAUUCCAACUACAGAGAAGGAGUGUCACUGUGUCAGGGGACACUAUUACAGUGAAUCUGUCAUAUCCUGCCCAUAGUAGUAUCACUCUCCUCUCCCCAUGUCCCAUUACUGUCAUUUCAGUUGUGAUAAUAGGAACCUUUUAUGUGUGUGUGUGUGUGUGUGUGUGUGUGUGUGUGUGUGUGUGUGUGUGUGUGUGUGUGGUGUGUGUGUGUGUGUGUGUGUGUGUGUGUUUGUGUUUGUGUGUACGGUCUGAGCCGAUGUACUGCUGUGCUCUGGGAGGCAUGUUUGAGCAGGACAGGAAAUGACACACAGAUCCAUGUAGCCCUCUCACUCCCUCUCCAUGUCUUUCAUCCAUAAAUACCCCCUGACAUUUACUGGCUGCCCCACACCUCCUCACCCCCUCUGAGUGUGUGGGUUUCAGCCAUGUCUGCUGUCAGGGAGAGGAGAGCCUCCUGUCUGCCUCCCUGCCACCCAGCCUGUCUGAUGCACAUGGGGAUGCCACAGAUUACAUUAACAUGCAGCCAGCCUCCUGGUUCAAAUAUAACCAACUGUUUAUCACUAUUAUCACUACCUACCUACUGCUGUCUCACUGGUCUCACCUAAACCCUAAACCACCUACUACUGUUUAUAUCACACCUAACCCACUUCGUCUAUCACUACCUCAACCCACCUACUGUCUGUCUAUCACUACCUCAACCCACCUACUGUCUGUCUAUCACUACCUCAACCCACCUACUGUCUGUCUAUCACUACCUCAACCCACCUACUGUCUGUCUAUCACUACCUCAACCCACCUACUGUCUGUCUAUCACUACCUCAACCCACCUACUGUCUGUCUAUACCCCACAGCUAUAUCUGUCUAUCAACACCUAACCAACCUAUUAUCUGUCUAUCAAUCAACCUCAACCCACCUACUGUUUCUAUCACUACCUCAACCCACCUAAUGUCUGUCUAUCACUACCUCAACCCAACUACGUCGUCUAUUCCACGACCUCAACCAACCUACGGUCUGUCUAUCACUACCUCAACCCCACUACUGUCUGUCUAUUCAAGACCUCAAAACCCAGCUAUUAUCGUCAUCACCACCCACCAACCUACUAUAUGUCGAUCAAUACAUCACCCACCCCCCCCCUACGUCUGUCUAUCACUACCUCAACCCAUCAUAAUGUCUGGUCUAUCACCUUACCUAACCCACUACUGUCUGUCUAUCACAACCUCACCCACCCACCUACUGUUAUUGUCUAUACAACUACCUCAACCCACCUACUGUGUCUAUCACUACCUCAACCUACCUACUGUCUGUCUAUCACUACCUCAACCUACCUACUGUCUGUCUAUCACUACCUCAACCCACCUACUGUCUAUCACUACCUCAACCCAGCUAUUAUCUGUCUAUCACCACCUCAACCAACCUACUAUCUGUCUAUCACUACCUCAACCCACCUACUGUCUAUCACUACCUCAACCCAGCUAUUGUCUGUCUAUCACUACCUCCACCCACCUACUGUCUGUCUAUCACUACCUCAACCCACCUACUGUCUAUCACUACCUCAACCCACCUACUGUCUGUCUAUCACUACCUCCACCCACCUACUGUCUAUCACUACCUCAAACCAUCUACUGUCUGUCCAUCACUAAUUACACUAAUAUAAUUCUUCCCAUCUGUAGUUUGAGCAGCUGGCCUUCCUGUGGAUGGAGCGCCAGAAGUCUGGGGGGAACUACAGCCGCUACCGGGCCCAGACGGAGAAACAUGUGGUGCUGUGUGUCAGCUGCCUCAAGAUAGACCUCCUCAUGGACUUCCUCAACGAGUUCUUUGCUCACCCCAGACUGCAGGUCUCUCCAAAAACCAUUAUCUAGGGCAGGCAUGGGCAACUUUGAUGGGGAUGGGGGCCACAAAAAAUCUGAACUCAUCAUGAGGGGCCGCAGCGGCUCGCUGGUCUGUAUACCCACAUCCAUAUCCACACACGCAGACAUGCAGUCAGAGCCGGCCCCACCCACCUUGGGAGAACAAACAUUUUAGCGGCCCCCCUCUUGACACUGGAGAGAAAAAAAACUAUGUUUUAGAGUUAAUUUCCUGCAAUUCUGCAAAUUUUUCUACAGGGAAGAUGAGAUACGGUGUGACUAAUGUGUGUGUGCGUAUGCACGCAUGCGUGUAUUCAUGUGUGUGUGCGUGUGUGUACAUCUCUGUAAUCCUCACCAGGAGCUGAAGCAGCUGAGGUAAAAUAGGGGAUUCAAUCAGCAUUAGCAUAGUUCAAACCACAUUUUUUAUUUUCAUGAGCAGCUGGGUGAGGGUGUGUAUGUGUCUUCAUAAUUGACUGAGUGUGUGAGAGAAUAUUUGUGUGAGACCCUCCCUACCCUCCCAUUAACUCCAGUGUGUGUGUGUGUGUGUGUGUGUGUGUGUGUGUGUGUGUGGUGUGUGUGUGUGUGUGUGUGUGUGUGUGUGUGUGUGUGUGUGUGUGUGUGUGUGCGUGCGUGCGUGCGUGCAUGCAUGCAUCUAUAGGACUACUACGUGGUGAUCCUGUGCCCGGCAGAGAUGGAUGUCCAGGUGCGGAGGGUCCUCCACGUGCCCCUGUGGGCACAGAGGGUCAUCUACCUGCAGGGCUCCGCCCUCAAGGACCAAGACCUCAUGAGGGCCAAGUGAGUCCCCUGCAUCGGGCCCCCAUCCAUGGGCCCCAAAUCACAGCCAUGCUACAGGGGCCCCAAACCAAGACAUGCUACAUAUCUCAUAGGCUAUGUUUGACAGUUAUCAGUGCCGAUAGCAGUUACAGUACACUGGCUCUGUUAAAUAAAGACAGCCCAAUAAAAUGAUUGGGUUUUGUCCUCCUUGUCUCUUCUGCUCCCCUGAUAGUAACUCCCAGUGAAGUAGUAAGUGUAGCAGUAGUAAAUAGUGUGGUUUGUGGAAGGACAAAUGAUGGGGGGCUAGGUCGGGGCCGCAGGGGGCUUAGUCAAAACUAGGGGACAAAAAAGAAAGCGAUGAGAAAAAAACUGAAAAAAAAAAAACGAAAAAAGAAAAAAACAACAAAAAAAAAAAAAAAAAAAAGAAGCAAGACACAAAUACAAAAAAGAAAAAAAAAAAAAAACCCAAACAAGAAAAAAAAAAAAAAACAAAACAAAAAAUAAACAAAAAGAACCCCACCCCCGAAGAAGCCGAAACCCCCAAAAAGAACCUCAAACGAAGAGAAGAAGAACCAGGAUUCAGGGAAGGCACAGCAGAGAAAAAUGGCGGGAACCGUAGACGACAGCGAUGAGCCAUAAAGUAGGUGUGGUCUAGUUGAACGAGGGUCGGACGACACGAAACGGGCACAGUGAGAGGCCGGGGCUAUCGGCCGGAAGACGGCCGCGACCCCCCCCCCCCCCACUCUCCUCUAUCUCAUCUCUUUCAUCCUUCAUCCCCUGUUCCUCUCUCCUCCUCCUGCCUCUAUCUAACCUGUGUCCUGUCUUGGCCUGACCCCUCCUGCUGCUCUACUAACUGGCUGUAGGAUGGACGAUGCUGAGGCCUGUUUUAUCCUCAGUAACCGAUUCGAGGUGGACCGCUUCGCUGCUGUACGUUCCUCAUUCUCCUUUUAAUACUUUUAAUCUCCACAACGCCACCCUCCUUCUUUUCCUGUCCUCCACUCUUCUUUCCCUCCUUUACAGCGUUCUCUCUCUACCUCUACUUUAUUUUUAUAAAAAUGUCAAUGAUCAUCCUGGGGCUCCCGAGUGGCGCAGCGGUCUAAGGCACUGCAUCUCAGUGCUUGAGGCGUCACUACAGACCCCCGGGUUUGAUUCCAGGCUGUAUCACAACCAGCCGUGAUUGGGAGUCCCUUAGGGCGGCGCACAAUUGGCCCAGCGUCGUCCGGUUUGAGCCGGUGUAGGCGUAUUGUAAUAAGAAGUUGUCUUAACUGACUCUUGCUAGUAAAUAAAGGUAAAAUAAAAUCCUAAGAACUAUUUCACAGCAAUUAUUUCCUUCUGCUUUGCUGCUUUUCUUACCACACUAUUUCACACCUGUGACAUAAUUACUGGCAUUUGAGGGAAUUUUCCUUUCUGGUGGGGCUAUAGGCGGUUAAUUCUGUUGAAAGCUCUGUGUGCCCUAGUUGAAGAGGCUUAUCAGGGGGAUUUCUACCCCCAGAGAGGAGAGAUAAUCUGAGGACUGUGGGGAGCUGCUAGCUGCUGUUGCUGCUAAUGAUUUGAGUCUGCUUUUUGUACCGCCAUAGCGCUUCUUGAAACUCGCGAAAAAGGAAUGAAAGGAAGAAAGAGAGAGUGAGAGAGUAGGAGAAAGAGAGAGGGAGAGUAGCGGAAAACGUAUAUAUAGCUCCCCCCCCUCUCUCUCUCCUCUCUCUCUCUCUCUCUCUCUCGUCUCUCUCUCUCUCUCUCUCUCUCUCUCGUCUCUCUCUCUCUCUCUCUCUCUCUCUCUCUCUCUCUCUCUCUACUCUCUCUCUCAUCUCUCCUCUCUCUCUCUCUCUCUCUCUCUAUUUAUAUAUAUAUAUCUCCUCUCUCUCUCUCUCUCUCUUUUCCACCACCAGGAUCACCAGACCAUUCUAAGAGCCUGGGCGGUGAAAGACUUUGCCCCAAACUGCCCCCUGUAUGUCCAGAUCCUCAAACCUGAGAACAAGUUCCACGUCAAGUUUGCA